This is a messenger RNA of Schistosoma guineensis, 306 nucleotides long. The record is from the annotation of a GenBank genome assembly. Lineage: Eukaryota; Metazoa; Platyhelminthes; Trematoda; Strigeidida; Schistosomatidae.
AUGGCUACCACAUCCAAGGACGGCAGCAGGCGCGAAAAUUACCCACUCCCGGCACGGGGAGGUAGUGACGAAAAAUACGGAUACGGGACUCAAUUGAGGCUCCGUAAUUCGAAUGAGUACAAUUUAAAUCCUUUAACGAGGACCAAUUGGAGGGCAAGUCUGGUGCCAGCAGCCGCGGUAAUUCCAGCUCCAAAAGCGUAUAUUAAAGUUGCUGCAGUUAAAAAGCUCGUAGUUGGAUCUGGGUCGUGCGGUCGCAUGCCGCUGCUUGUUCACGGUUUUGGUUACGAUCAGGACGUGUUCAGCUCG